This is a messenger RNA of Eurytemora carolleeae, 634 nucleotides long. It is a transcript of the gene AP-2sigma, whose product is annotated as AP-2 complex subunit sigma. The record is from RefSeq and is a predicted model, not a curated record. Lineage: Eukaryota; Metazoa; Arthropoda; Copepoda; Calanoida; Temoridae. Gene Ontology annotation, molecular function: clathrin-cargo adaptor activity. Gene Ontology annotation, biological process: intracellular protein transport; clathrin-dependent endocytosis. The transcript has 2 exons. The coding region runs from base 56 to 484 and encodes 142 amino acids. Gene Ontology annotation, cellular component: intracellular membrane-bounded organelle; membrane coat; AP-2 adaptor complex.
UUUUUUAUCAAAUUUCAGAAUUUAUUUCAUUGUCCCAAAGAAAAAAUUAUUUAUAAUGAUCCGGUUUGUGAUGAUACAGAACAGGGCCGGGAAGACCAGGUUGGCCAAGUGGUACAUGAACUUUGACGACGAGGAGAAGCAGAAGCUGAUCGAGGAGGUGCACGCCGUUGUCACCGUGCGUGAUCAGAAGCACACAAACUUUGUGGAGUUUAGAAACUUUAAAAUCAUCUACCGAAGAUACGCAGGUCUGUAUUUCUGUAUCUGUGUUGAUGUAAGCGACAACAACCUUUUCUACCUCGAGGCCAUACACAACUUUGUCGAGGUCCUCAACGAGUACUUCCACAACGUGUGUGAGCUCGACCUCGUCUUCAACUUCUACAAGGUCUACACUGUCGUCGACGAGAUGUUUCUGGCCGGGGAGAUGAGGGAAACCAGUCAGACCAAAGUUCUGAAGCAGCUGACAAUGUAUAAUUCGUUAGAAUGAAUAUUUAACGUAAAAACUGUUCACAAAUUUGAACUUGGAGCGCAUUUUUCUUUAAUAUCAUACUUUUGGACUUUUUGAUAGAAAGUUAUCGAUAAAUGUCAAUAUAUUGUGUUUGUAAUAGUUUAAUUAAUUUAUUAAAUGUUCAAUUUA